AUGAAGAAUAACUUGGUGUUGGUGACACUAAGCGUCCUUGCGUCACUGUUUGUUUUUUACACCCUAGUUCUUCUGUCAUCAUGGAAGUUGAUUCCGCGUUUAAAUCCAUAUACGAAUAUCGGUCCGGCAAAAAGGCAAACGAUUUUGCAGGGAUUUGACAAAGAACCGCCACAACAACCAAAAACAGAAACAAAAAAAUUAUUCACCAAGCUUGAUAUCAAGAAAUCAACUAAACCAUCUGUUGAAACUAAGACACUCCACAAGAGGACUCCACGAUCUAAUCUCAUUAUAUUGAGCCCAGGCAGAGGAGGAUCUUCAUUCUUAGGAGGUGUAUUUGAUGCUAAUCCUGAUAUCAUGUAUUGGUUUGAGCCGCUACACACUUUAUCCCGCGGCAUAUAUGAACUCCAUUUGUACAAAGACAAAGAGAGAAAAAUUCAGUACAGCAAAACUGCUAUCAACCUAAUCAAUAGCUUUUUCAACUGCAGUUUCACUCAGAUCCCUAAAGACAUUAUGUCUGCAUUAUCUAAUAGCAUAUUUCGGAUGCGAAGUAAGUCACUGAGCAGUAGGCAUUUGUGUCCUACAAAAAACAAAACGAAAAAAUGUCUACCUUACUCAGUGAAACUACUUGGCAAUGUUUGUAACUCUUCCAGACAUACUGUUCUCAAGAUCUUGACGUCCCGUUUGCCGAAAAAUACACUUGAAAGUUUCCAAGGAAUUUUUCAGAAGCAGAAAUAUAAAAUCAAACUUACUCACUUAGUACGGGAUCCUAGAGCUGUGAUUUAUUCUAUGCUUAAUUCAGUGCAAUGGAUAAAUAUAUCGAGCUUGUUAAAUCAAAGUUUCCAUGACGUUAUUAAUGGAGUUUGUAACUCCAUUGAAAAAAACAUAAAACUCGGUUUGUUUUCUCCCCCGUCAUGGCUAAAAAAUCGCUUUCAAGUGGUACGUUACGAAGAUUUUGUUGUUAAUACAACAAAAAUUGCUAAGGAUCUCUAUAAAUUUGCAGGAUUUGAUUGGUCGGUUAGUGUUGAUAAAUGGAUUGAAAAACAUCAGAAAAAACCGCACAAAAAUAAUGAAAGGGAUCCUUAUUCACUUUAUAGAAACGCUUCACUUGUUAUGAACAAAUGGAAAAAAGCUCCACUGAGUUUAAUUACAGCAGUAGAACAAGUCUGUGGUAAUUUAAUGGACAUGCUUGGCUACGAAAGAAUGAUUAAAUCAGAAGAAAAAAACUCUAUUAAUCGAAGCUCACUUGUAAUAACCUGAAUAAAAAUAAAAUGACAUUUGGUUGUUUAUCAAAAUCGACUGGGCUGGUAUUUUAAAGUGUGGUUCUCACUCUCCUGUGACGUACAAACAACAAACUGAAAUGUGAAGGGAACCUUUACAAUGAUUCGGAUUCUCAACGGUCUUAGACAGCAGAAAGGUUCACGAUAAAGCUGUUGAUUUCCCUCAGAAUUUCAAUCAACCGACGUAUUUUUGUCCCUGAACCAUUUGAAAUAAGAAAAUUAGUCCUAAGAAAUGAAGAAACUCGGAGUCAGCGGUAAAACCUCAAUAUCAUGUGAAAUGAGGGCAGUAAAGAUCAUUCAGUUGGUAAGUUACAACCUCCUACGGCUUAACAGAGGGAAAUUUCCACUGUAAAUACAGUAAAUAAUAAAACAAAUAAGAACAGGACUUAAUCGUGAAAAAAUAACAGAAACUCCUUCCCUUGAUCACCCACAUGGUAAACUUGACGUCAUCCUUCCAAAUGCCGCUUGGUUUCCUAAAGGAUAUCGCGCUUUUAAAAUGGCGACUUGCAAUUAUUAUUUCUGGAGGCUUCCCGCGGGUGCACCGCUUAACAACUCCAGGUGUUUGAAUAAUCAAGAUCCUGAUGAAAAGAUCAUUAACUGAGCACAAAUAUAUCGUCCUCGACGCGUGCCACCCUCGGAGUAGCUGCAUCCAAUAUGAUGAUGAUGAUGAUGAUGCUCAUAAUGCAUCUAAUUUUCAUGGCCUUUAGCCGGCUCCAGAGUUACCCUACGACAUCACUGUGACCCUUUAAUCCCUAAGAGUGACCAGCAUAUAAUUUCUCUUCACAGUAUCCCCCCCGAAUCACACAUUAAAGCCACGAGAAUAAAGGAAAUGAUCAACAACCAAAGAAACUCUUGAUCGUUGAGCAGAUUCUCCUCGUCAGAAAUAAAAGAAUACAGUAUGGGGGUUAUGCAUAUUGAUGUUAGGGUGCUAAGGGUUAAAGGCGUAUUCUACUUUAAAUCAUAAAAAUAAUGUUGUUGAGUAACAAGAAAUAACCUAAUCAAAUGUGAUCCCUUUUCUCUCUGGAUACAUUCCUAUCUACAUAUAAAUAACAUCAAAAAAGGUAUUCCUUUGUAAGUAUUCCCGCCAAUAUGCAGCCAUUUCUUCUUUGACUUGUUGCUUCAAUAUAAUCUUACUCACAGAGCCGUUAAAUUAACAAAUGGAUUCCAAGUUGCCGUGCGUCUGUUCAGUAACAGAUCACAGAUGAAGUCAAAAUGUGGUAAGAACAAAAAAGUGGCACACGAGGCGCAGCCCAGUUUGUCACUGAUGUUCUUAACACAUUUUGACGUCCUCUGUGAUCUAUUACUGAACAGACGCACGGCAACUUGGAGUCUAUUUAUUUUAUAUAAUAAAGAAUUAAAAUAUACUGUAAAAAGUUUUAAUGAUGACGUCAUCUAUACGUCUGUCCUUCAAUAGAUCAUAGGUGAGAACCAAUCAGAAUGCGUGCAUAACUGAGCUUAUUAUAUAAACAAGUAUGGAACAAGGCAGUGAUUUCUCCCGUCCCGUCAGAAACCGUGGAAGGCAUGCAAUAACUAAUUUAUUGCAGUGUUAGUUUCAUGUUUAAAAAUCCCGAAAAUGGGUUAACAGUUGCCCAUCUCUGAAAAUUCUGCAGACGUGAAACGAGCAUCGAGCAUAUUCUCAGGUUUUCAUUGCCGCUAAUUUUUUGUCGUUUUUUUCCUGAUGCAAAAACUUGUCAGGGAGAAAGAGUGUGAAUGGUGGAGCGUGAGGCCGGCGGAUGAGUCACAGAGAGAGAGAGAGAGAGAGAGAGAGAGAGAGAGAGAGAGAGAGAGAGAGAGAGAGAGAGAGAGAGAGAGAGAGAAGGGGAAACAAAAUAUUACCAGUCACCUUCAAGGACAGAUGUUAUUAUGUUUCAGCAUAAUAUUUCAGCUAGUCAUCCCCUUCAUCUAAUCCAAUAUCUUCCCAACAUUUGUAUGAAACAAGAUUCUGAAAAUGUGAGGAACUUAAAUUUUCAGCUAUUACUUGAUCACCCUUGAUUAGCAGAGAGAAUCGCGCGGCUCAGCCUGUUGGGGGAGGGGAAACGUGGUGUAAGGGUGGGGUAGGGUUAGGCUGUCUAUCUCUGUAUGCCAACUCGUUAACUGAUAUCAAUUUGUUCUCCGUGAACGAGUGCUGAAUGAUUCUAGCAGCCAGAGAAGAUCCGAGUAUUAUACUGGAGAAACUAUGGAAAGAAAGAGCCGCUAGUUUGCCAUUACAGCCCCGUCCUCCUCCUUAAAAUAUGGAUUAAUUCUUGUGAUCUUCCACUGGCCAAAAACAUACUCAUUCUUGGAACUCAUAAUAUCUUACAGAGAUUAAGCAGCGGACCAGCCAGGGGUUGACCAGCGGUUUUCAGAAUUUGAGGUAAUGCCUCGUCAGGCCCUGUCGCUUGUUUUUUUUUAACUGGAGAGUUUUUUGCAAUGUCCGAUGGUGAACUUAUUAUGUUAUUGAUGCAAGGAACAGGGAGGAUAUACCGUAAUGUUCAUAAACUUGUUAUUAUUCAUUAGGUGAUCAUGCAACCAAGACACGCCAAUUUCGUCACGUGUUUGAAACCCGGUGAAACACUGGAAUGACGCGCUAACCAUGAGUUUCAUAUAAUAUCAAACCCUGGAGUUUGAUAAAGCGUCAAACUCUGGUGAACUCAUUUCUUAAUUUGAACAGUAAUACAUAUUUGAAUACUUAAAACAAAGACACCGUGACAUGAAAAAACAACCUUUAUUAACACCCUCUAAUAAGAAGUAACAAGACAUUUUCCAAGGAAAGUAUCAUAACGGUUGUUUACUUGUUUACGUUAAUAUUUAUUUUACAGUUCUUAAAGUAGGCAGAGGGCCAGAAACUGAUCACAAGAACUCUUCGAGACACCAAAGGACAACUCACCAUAAUGAUACAAUUUUUCGUAACAACAAACUUGCCGACAACAUGUGAAACAUUUGUGAAUAUUUUCAUUUUCUUUUAUUCCUAAGGCGCGAUUGAGAAGCUAUUUUAAAAACUCGUGCAUUGGGUUUCCUCAGGGUUUCCAAACACUCGAAAACAAUAAAAGCAAUCGGCCUGCCGCCUCGGGCUUCCAUCAGAUGAAACCCUCGCACUCGUUUCUGGAAUAGUACAUAAAAGUUUUGACCCAAAAAUUUCAUGGAAAAAGCAGUUAUCCGACUAGAUCAAAUUGAAGAUUUAUCAUAAAAAAGGUAAGUCAAGAGUUUUCAAAUUUGGGCAAAUAGUAACGUAAGUUAGGGCUGUUGCUACUUCUCUAUCUGAAUGUUUCAACGAAGCAUCUUUGAACUUAAAUGAGCUACAUGUGUUUUUGACAGCAUUCUUCAAUAACAGUAACUUUGCCAACAAAAAGAGGAAAAAGAAAAAGGGAAAAAGCCAAUAAGUGUUACAUAACAAUGCCGUGGCUACAUGUACUGCAGCCGGGCAAUUUUUAUAGAAAUUAACGAGAAAAAGUGUCGAGAGAGAGUAUCAGAUAUUUGCUUGGUAAAGUUAGGCGAUUCCAAACACUGUUGGUGUUCAAGUAAAUGAAAUAUCGAACUUUAGUAAGAAAACCGCUGUGUGCUUGGCACUUGGCUCAUCCAUAGUCAGAAAUAUUGACCGCAUUCCCGCCGAAAACCUCGGCAUGCAAACCAAAUGGAAUUAUUCUAUGGUUUUUCAGCAAUACCAAGCAAUUCUGUAAAUUACUUUUAUUUAAAUUGGAAUAACAUUUGCUAGGCACAGUCUUAAUAGACUAAAUCCGCGAUACUCGGAAAUGUUCACCAAAUUCCAAAGAACUUAAUGCAAACCUGAUAAGGCCAUUCAAUAUUUAUUUAGAAAUACCAAGCGAUUAAAGAGGACUAGUUUUCUGUGCUUUUGUCGAGAACAUAGUAGUUCAUGGUAUGCCAAGUUCGGAUAUUUUCGGAAUCGCCAGUCAUUUCUACUCAAACACCUGACACCCUCAAGAAAUUUUAAAUUAUUUCAGUUUUCAGUGGAAAUUCUCUGAAAAUUACCCGGCUGCCGCGCAUAAAGCUACGGCGAAAUUUCAUGUGCUAAUUAAUUCCUAAUAUAUCAUUAAAGACGUAUCAAAGUAGACAAAGUACCUUGUAAAUCAAUAGCUGUCGAUAGCUGAUUCACGUUGCUGAGAGGUUAGGUGUAAACACUAUGGAUUAGGCAUCAGCGCUUAGUAUCAACACUCGUGGCGUGAAGUAAUACCAUCGUCAAGAUUGAAUAGAUUCUUGUAAAUAUUGAUAUCCCAAGAUUCUAGAAGGCACCUGUUACUCCAAAUAGCACUUGUAAAAAACCGCCAAAGGCUGCAUUUGCUGAACUUUCUUCAUACUUUGUCCCUUCCUUCUUCAAGCAAUCUCACAACAUCUUACGAAGGAGUGCCGUUGAAUUAGUAAGCUCAAUUUUGCAUUUUCCUCAUAUAUAUUGAACGUGUGGUAAAUAAUCCUAUCAUUUCCCCUUGACGAAGGUCCAAAGUUUGGCCAAAACAUGGGAUUUUUUUGUAAGUUCAUGUACAUUUUAACCUAAAGUUUAUUAUUUUUCUUAUCUUUGUAAAUCCACCUGGAUACUUUUCAAGCACAAAUGGCUUUAAUAAUGCUCUAUUCCUUUGCAAGGAAUACAAGAGGAAUUACAGGAAACAGCCACAGGUCUACUUUAAAAAGAUGGAGAGGCUACCAACGACUUUGGCAGGUUUACCUACCGUAGAUGUAUCUAAGCUCCUUUAUAGGAGCUGUUAAACUGUUUUAACUUUAUUAGCUCGUGUAGCAGGUUAUGCUGAAUGAGUUACGUGAUUCUCUCUUGAAAUACUGUUCUAUUCAUAGUUGUUUCAAAGAGUGACAUCAUAUCACAUCAAAACAAACUUGUAUAAUAAUUCCGAUGCUUUCAUGAAUUCUUAUUCAAAUAUUAGUUGGCUGAAGUGUUUUCUAACUACACCUUUUGUCUUCCAUGCGUCAUUUUACAUCCAAAGGAAAACGUUAAAGUUAAGUGAUCACAGACGACAACUAAAUAACCUGACAAACUUCGUUGUUUUAGACUCACAGCUUGUCUGAUAUCAUGUCAUUGUCGUUAAGUAUUAGCAUCAUUUGACAAGGCUACUUAUCUGAUACAAAGUAUAUUGAUGCAUUCGUUGUAGUUUGUCAGAGCACAACUAUAAAGCAGUGGCCUUCAUCAAGUUCCAGCACGUGGGAACAGUUUAGUAUUUAUUUAUAUCUGCUGAUCAUUCUUUACAACCAUUGCUGUCUUUUAGGGUAGGUUUGUUUCUUCAUUUGUUCUGCACCUGUUUCUACUCCUGACUUUUCUGAUUCCGUAGUUGUUUCUAGAUUCUUGUGUUUUGCGCAAACACCGACUGCAGGAAAAAUAUCUGACUUGAACUACUAACACAUAGCUGGCUGGGCUUCACGAUUUACAAAUACUGUGUUGGCGUUUCGAUAACCCCUUUCUAUCAAUUAACUGAAUGGGACAUUAUGUUUUGAUGAAAAGUCUCGCAUCCAAAGAGAACAUGGUUUUUUAACUAAUAAACCGAAUAUUCUACGCUGCAGCAGUCCAAAGUCAUCCAUAUUACUUCAAUACCACGAGAGCCAUCUGUACCUAACUCCACGUUUAAUGCAAAAAUUUUAAUUCAUUCUGAUUGACAGAUGGAAAUAAGUCGUGCAGGUAAAAAACGCAUCUAACCCUGCGCCCCCUGAGAGAAAAAUGGGAAUGGAUUCUAUGGAGUCCGGAUAUUGAUAAAUAUCGUAAUAGUAGUUAGCAGAUGCACUAAGUGUUUGGUUAGGUCCUAAGUUCAUCGACAAAGUGGCAAGAUUUCUACAAAAAUUGAAAACAGGAUUAAAAAAAAAACGAUAUUCUUAUAUUAUCUUUAUGUUUUUAGGUAAUCAUCACCACACGUGACAAUAUAACAAAUUGUGGAGACGGUUGACGCCUGAGUUCGAAAUGAAGAAGACCGUGGUAUUAGUCACAUUUGGUGUACUUGUGACCCUGUUUGUUUUGAACACCCUGAUUCUUCUCUCAUCAUGGAAUUUGACUCCGCGUAUUAAAUCACAUAAACCCUCCAGUCAGAUGGAACUUCCACUGAGUUUGCAAGGUUUUAAACAAGAACAACACCCAAAAACAGAAACAAAGAAAUUAUUCACCACGCUUGGUAUUAAGAAAUCAACUGAACCAUCUGUUAAAAUCAACACAUUUAACAAGAGGACUCCGCGAUCUAAUCUCAUUAUAUUGAGCCCAGGCAGAGGAGGAUCUUCAUUCUUAGGAGGAGUAUUUGAUGCUAAUCCUGAUAUCAUGUAUUGGUUUGAGCCGCUACACACUUUAUCCCGCGGCAUAUAUGAACUCCAUUUGUACAAAGACAAAGAGAGAAAAAUUCAGUACAGCAAAACUGCUAUCAACCUAAUCAAUAGCUUUUUCAACUGCAGUUUCACUCAGAUCCCUAAAGACAUUAUGUCUGCAUUAUCUAAUAGCAUAUUUCGGAUGCGAAGUGCAUCACUGAGCAGUAGGCAUUUGUGCCCAACAAAAAACAAAAGGAAAAAGUGUCUGCCUUACUCAGCGGAAUUACUUAACAAAGUUUGUCACUCCUCCAAACAUACUGUACUCAAGAUCUUGAUUCAUCGUUUACCAAACAACACUCUGGAAAGUUUUCAGGAAAUUUUCCAGCAACAGAGAUAUAAUUCAAAACUGAUUCACCUAGUUCGUGAUCCAAGAGCUGUGGCAUAUUCCAUGGUCAACUCAGUCCAAUGGUUAAAUGUGACCAGUGAAUCACUUCAAAGAUUUCGCGACACUCUUCAGAGAAUUUGUACCUACAUUGAAAGAAACAUUAAAUUUGGCAUGUUUUCUUCUCCUUCAUGGCUAAAAAAUCGCUUUCGAGUGAUACGCUUCGAAGAUUUUGUUAUUAAUACAACAAAAAUAGCAAAGGAUCUCUACAAAUUUACAGGGUUUGAUUGGUCUGUAAAUGUUGAUAAAUGGAUUGAAAAACAUCAGAAAAAACCGCACAAAAAUAAUGAAAAGGAUCCUUAUUCACUUUAUAGAGACGCUUCGCUGGUUAUAAACAAGUGGAAGAAAGCUCCACUGAGCUUAAUUACAGCAGUAGAGCAAGUUUGUGGUAAUUUGAUGGACAUGCUUGGCUACGAAAGAAUGAUUAAAUCAGAAGAAUUGGAAAAUGAGAAUCGUAACUCAUUUGUGAGAACCUGA
Pocillopora meandrina is the source of this 8415-nucleotide messenger RNA. The record is from the annotation of a GenBank genome assembly. NCBI's taxonomy places the organism in Eukaryota, Metazoa, Cnidaria, Anthozoa, Scleractinia, Pocilloporidae.